AUGGUAAUCAAACUAGACAAACGCAAAUUUGAAAAACAUCUUGUCAAUGUUUUAAAGGCACUCGAUAGCAAUGCCCAUUUAAUUGCAUUGAAAGGUAUUUUAAUCACCGCUUUACCUGAUCAAGUGCAAAUGUUAGUUUCAAACGGAAAUUUAUCAAUUCAAGAAACAAUUCCAACUGAUGAAUCGUUGCAAGUGAUUCAGACUGGCAAAAUUUUAGUGCCGGGAAAGUUGUUUGUUCAGCUAAUUAAAAAACAUAGUUCGCCACUCGAGAUGAAGGUUGAAAAUAAGCAAUUGGUUCUAAAAUCACAAAAUUUCUUUUCUAAUAUCAAUCUAUUAGAUGUUUCUGAGUACCCACAAAUUAGUUUUGAAGUUAGCGGACAAGAGAUCGAUGUCGACGCAAAAAUACUUCGGGAAACAAUUAAAAACGUUGCUUUUGCGGCUUCAAAUCGUGAUACCAACAUAAUUCUCAACGGCGUUAAUUUAUUGAUUAAAGAUGACCAGUUAAUUGUCAGUGCGACCGAUACUUACCGAAUUGCCCGGGAAAUCAUUCCCAUUAAAACUAACCAGACUUUUAACAUCACAAUUUUGUCGCGCCAUGUCAAAGACUUCAUCCCCGAGUAUGCCGAAGGUUUGAUCAGACUUUGUCUCAAGGAAAAUAAAAUCGUAACAUCCUACCAAACGACCCAAGUUUUACUCAAAUUAAUCGACGGCAUUUAUCCUAACGUGGGUAAAGUGAUUCCGAGCGAGUUUACUUACCGCUUAGAAAUUGAAACUAACGAACUGAUUAAUCUGGUCGAAAAAGCUUUGGUUGUUUACAAAGAAAGUUCAAGUUUAAAUUCUCUCUGUUUUGUUUUAAAGCCGCAGGAAUUAGAAAUACUUGGUCGUGAAAAUGAGAUUGGUCACACCGAGGUUAAAAGUAAUAACAUCAGUUGGAACGGACCAGAUUUUAGAAUUACUUUCAACGGCAGUUAUUUAAAGGAAGCAGCCAGUCGUUUCAAAGUUGUCGCCAAAAAAAAGCUUGAGGAUUUAGAAAAAAUUAAAAUUGGCCAAGCGGUCGAAAUAAGUGGAAAAAUUAAUUCAACCCCCGGCAAACCGCAACCAAUCGAAUUAGAACUCGAAAAUUUUCAAAUUUUAACUAACGUUGACGAAGAAUUUCCGAUCCAAAAACAAGGUAUUAACCGGGAAACCUUGCGCAAGUUGCCCCACCUACGUCACCGCACUAACUUGUUUCGCGUGGUGAUGUUAGUUCGAUCAAAAUUGGCUCAGGAAAUUCACCGCUUCUUUUGGGAAAACAACUUCCUUUAUUUACAAAGUCCAAUUAUCACCGCUAACGACGGAGAAGGGGCUGGAGAAACCUUUUUAGUCGACAGCCCAAUUCAUAAGAAUUUUUUCAAACGCAAAGCUAAUUUAUCGGUUACCGGUCAGUUGCACGCCGAGGCUUACGCGACUGGUUUUCAAAAAGUUUACACUUUUGCGCCCACUUUCCGAGCCGAACUUUCCCACACAACGCGGCACAUCGCUGAAUUUUGGAUGGUUGAGCCAGAGGUGGCGUUUUACAACUUAGACCAAAACAUCGCUCUGGCGGUUCAAAUGUUAAAACAAGUUGUUAAUAACACCCGUAAGCAGUUAGAAAGCGAAUUCAAAUGGUUAAGGGAAAACGUACCAAACCAACACCUUGAUAGUUUAGACAAACUAGUUAAGGAGGAAAUACCGACCAUUGAUUAUCGUCAAGCGCUUGAAAAACUCAACAAAAUUCACCAGCAAACGGGACUAAAAAAAAUUUCUUUUGGCCAAGACUUGAGUAUUGAGCACGAGCGAGCGCUUUGCGAAAAAAUUUACCAAUCUCCGGUGGUAGUGAUCAACUACCCUAAACAAAUCAAAGCGUUUUACAUGCAACUCAACGAAGAUCAAAAAACGGUUGCUAACUUUGAUUUGCUCGUGCCCGGGGUCGGAGAACUGAUCGGCGGUUCGGUGCGCGAAGCUGAUUACCAAAAAUUGACCAAGCGACUUAAGGAACUAAAAAUCGCUUCCCAAGAGUUAGAUUGGUACCUUGAUCUAAGACGUUUUGGUGGGGGUAGAUCGGCCGGUUUUGGACUGGGAUUUGAACGUUUGGUGAUGUAUGUUUGCGGUCUUGACAACAUCCGCGACGCCAUUCCAUUUCCGCGUACUCCGGGAAAUUUAAGAAUGUAA
This is a messenger RNA of Centruroides sculpturatus (bark scorpion), 2190 nucleotides long. RefSeq names its product asparagine--tRNA ligase-like. Gene Ontology annotation, cellular component: DNA polymerase III complex. Gene Ontology annotation, biological process: DNA replication; asparaginyl-tRNA aminoacylation. The transcript has 2 exons. Gene Ontology annotation, molecular function: DNA-directed DNA polymerase activity; asparagine-tRNA ligase activity; ATP binding. NCBI's taxonomy places the organism in Eukaryota, Metazoa, Arthropoda, Arachnida, Scorpiones, Buthidae. Bases 1 to 2190 code for a protein of 729 amino acids. The record is from RefSeq and is a predicted model, not a curated record.